This is a messenger RNA of Aureococcus anophagefferens, 657 nucleotides long. RefSeq lists its product as hypothetical. The transcript has a single exon. The annotation marks the transcript as partial. Gene Ontology annotation, molecular function: phosphatidylinositol binding. NCBI's taxonomy places the organism in Eukaryota, Pelagophyceae, Pelagomonadales, Pelagomonadaceae. The record is from RefSeq and is a predicted model, not a curated record.
AUGAACAGCCCGCUGCGCUUCACGCUCGGCGGCGAGGUGCGCAAGGCGGCCUACACGCUCCAGAACCUGACGGACCGCGAGAACGUCAACUACUGGGAGCGCGACAACGAGUACUGCACGGAGAUGCUCGAGGCCGUCGAGGGCCUCAUGUUCAUGACCGUGGGCAAGAUCGCGUUCAUCGGCGGCUUGCGCUUCGCGACGGGCUGCGUCGUCGCCAAGCUGCCGGACAACACGUGGUCCGCGCCCUGCGCCGUGGGCUCCUUCGGCGUGACCUUCGGCGCGUGCCUCGGCGCCGAGGUCACGGACAUGGUCACGGGCAUCGACCGCGAGACCAUGGAGAAGUUCUCCAACGAGCAGGUGUCCAACGUCAUGCUCGGCGGCGAGGCGUCCUUCGCGCUGGGGCCGCUGGGCCGCACGGCGACGGGCGAGGCCUACGUCGCGGGCGCGGGGCCGAGCUCGAACUCGGAGGCGUACAUGUCGUACAGCCAGUCGCGCGGCGCCUACGGCGGCGUCACGGUCGACGCGGCCUACGUGUCCGUGCGCAAGGACGUCAACGAGAAGUUCUACGGCUACGCCGUGAGCGCGCGCGACGUCCUCGGCGGCAAGGUCGACCGGCCCAAGGCCGCGGAGCCGCUCUACUCGGCGCUCGCGAACUUU